AACUUCUCUACGUCCUUGGAUUCCAUCUAAACCUUCGACUCCGCCUCUAUCCAACAAUCCAAUUGUUUACCCCAGCGUCGUCUUUAAGCUUCAGUCCUGACGAAGUAAAUGAUAAUCAUUCCACUGAGCCGGGCGUUCUCCUGUUCUUCUGUUCUUCCCCUCCUCCACCCCCCUCUCUUCUUCUCGUCAGCCUCGGAUGGUUGGCGGGAGCUCCUCCACAGCUCGAUUGAUACCGCCUGCUGCUGCAACUACAACUACAGCCGCCAUGAUUACCUUUCGAAGAUCGAUAGCCGCCACCAUCUUCCUACUCACUUCCUUCUUCUUCCUCCUCUCCUCCCAUUCCAACUCCAACACUAGACCUGCUAUCUCGACUGUCACUCGCGCAGAACUCCACUCAACACCCCCCUAUCCAGACCCCGCCCAGACACCCACCGCCACAAAUCAACAAGCUGCACAUACCCAAUCCGGCUCAUCCGGCUCAGGCAUAUCAAAACCGGCAGUACAUCAACCUCAUAACCCACCACCCCCAGAUAACCUUGCCCGGAAACCCCUCCGCGAACGACUCCGUUACCAAUUCCCCUAUGACGUCCAAUCUAAAUUCCCCGCCUACAUCUGGCAAACCUGGAAAUACACCCCCGCUUCCGGCGAGUUUGAAGAGAAACUCCGCCCCUUGGAGGCCAGCUGGACUGAAUGGCACCCAACCUUCGUCCACGAAGUAAUCACAGACGAGGCAGCUGACCCGCUGCUAAGAUACCUCUACGCCGCCUUCCCAGAGAUCCUCGACGCAUACCGCUCCCUGCCCUUGCCCGUUCUCAGGGCAGAUUUCUUCCGCUACCUCAUCCUCCUCGCCCGCGGUGGCAUCUAUAGCGACAUCGACACCUCCGCCCUCCAGCCCGCUGAGGACUGGCUGCCCAGAUACGUCAACCGCUCCACCAUCGGCCUGAUCAUCGGCAUCGAAGCCGACGCCCUCGACCGCGAAGACUGGUAUCAGUGGUACUCCCGCCAGGUCCAGUUUUGCCAGUGGACCAUCCAGUCCAAGCCGGGCCACCCGGUCCUGCGCGAUGUCGUCGCGACAAUCACCGAGGAAACCCUGCGCAUGAAGCAGGCGGGGAUCCUAACCCCGAGCAAGAUGGAUAAGUCCAUUGUCGAGUUCACGGGCCCCGCCGUGUGGACGGAUGCGGUCUUUCGGUAUUUCAAUGACCCGAACUAUUUCGAAGCCGCGCGGCCACCGCAUGGGCGGAAUGUGACGGCGAUGGAUUUUUCGGGCAUCACGGUGCAGAGACAGUUGGGGGAUGUGGUUGUGUUGCCGAUUACGAGUUUUAGUCCUGGGGUGCGCCAGAUGGGCGCGAAGGAUCCGGAUGAUCCGAUGGCGUUUGUGAAGCAUGAGUUUGAAGGUACCUGGAAGCCAGAGCAGGAGCGGUUUAUCGGCCACCAGAUAGCUGUACCUACUACUACUACUACUACUAUUGCUACACCCGAAAUCCAAAAUUAACAAAAAUUACAAUGGCCAUUUUUUUUCAACAAAAAGGAAAAAAAACAAUGUACCGAACAAAAACCUUUCCACCGAAACCAAAGUUGUUCAUUUCCAACUAAUCUAUCUGUCUUACCCACGGACCGAGCGAACGAAACCCGCUGGUAGAAACCCCAGGCCUUCUCCAAUUGAGACAUGGGGAACUGGAAAAUAGAUUGGAAAAAACUAAAUCCCUUUUCACCGCCAACAUGUAUAUAUAUAUAUAUAUAUAUGUA
Molecule: messenger RNA, 1746 nt
Organism: Blastomyces gilchristii SLH14081
Lineage: Eukaryota; Fungi; Ascomycota; Eurotiomycetes; Onygenales; Ajellomycetaceae
Product: alpha 1,6-mannosyltransferase
Exons: 2
Coding region: 197-1492 (431 amino acids)
Biological process (GO): protein N-linked glycosylation
Cellular component (GO): mannan polymerase complex
Molecular function (GO): alpha-1,6-mannosyltransferase activity
Source: RefSeq, a predicted model, not a curated record